This is a messenger RNA of Salmo salar (Atlantic salmon), 5793 nucleotides long. The record is from RefSeq and is a predicted model, not a curated record. NCBI's taxonomy places the organism in Eukaryota, Metazoa, Chordata, Actinopteri, Salmoniformes, Salmonidae.
GCAAAGGGAAAGAUAUGUGAGUGUUCUCACACUGAUACCUGGUUAGCAGGCUCUGACACACAGUCAGCUGAGUCCACAAAGAGCCAUUUCAUAGGGACAUCAGAAUGAUACUGACUGUUUUCAACACAAGACUGCCAUCCAUUUUGUUUGGAAUCAGCAACAGGACAACAUGACCCAGCAUAGCCACCACUGAUAACCACUGAAGAGGAGAGAUAGCAGAGAGACAGAAGCUGUCAUCAUGCCCUGUUGUCCCAGCCCUCUAACCCUGCUCAGGGAUUCUCUACGGGGCCAGAGACAACAUGACAAGGACCUCUGGACCCUGAUCUCCAACCUGCCCUACCAAGCUCUCCCCAAGACCACCAACCAUUACUUCCCUGGAAACUCCAUCAAGACCACCAAGUACUCUUUCUGGUUCUUUAUCCCUAUGAACCUCUGGGAGCGGUUCCACAGAUUCGCUAACGUGUACUUUGUGGGGCUGGCCUUGUUGAACUUCGUGCCUGCUGUGGAGGCCUUUCAACCGGAGGUUGCUCUGAUUCCUAUAUGUGUCAUAUUAACCCUGACGGCCCUGAAGGAUGGAUGGGAGGACUACAGGAGGUAUCGCUCUGACAGGAGGAUCAACCAUACACCCUGUCUGAUAUACAGCAGGAAGGAGGGGGACUUUGUGGAGCGUCGUUGGAAGGACGUGAGGGUGGGAGACUUCGUUAAGGUGGUGUCUAACGAGAUCCUCCCAGCUGACCUGUUGCUUCUCCACACCUCCGACCAUAACGGGGUGUGUCACAUUGAGACCGCCACCCUGGAUGGAGAGACCAACCUCAAACAGAGACAGGUCGUCCCAGGACUCUACACACAGGAUUUUCCCUUUAAGCCGCAACACUUCAACAGCACAGUAGUCGUUGAAAAACCCAACGACAACCUCAAUCAUUUCAAAGGUUACAUAGAGACGGCUGAUAACAGGAAGUUGGGCUUUGGGAUUGACAGUCUGCUGCUGAGAGGGUGUACUGUCAGAAACACAGACCAUGCAGCUGGGUUCGUGGUGUACGCAGGCCGUGAGACCAAGUCCAUGCUAAAUAACAACAGACCCAGAUACAAAUGCAGCAAACUGGAACGCAAGAUGAACAUGGACGUGCUCUUCUGUGUCAUUGUUCUCUUCUGCAUGUGCCUUGUAGGAGCGCUUGGUCAUUACAUCUGGCUGGAGUCGUUUCCCAGCAUGCCUCUCUUCCUGAUACCAGACAGCCAUGGUCAUCUGGACCAGCCCCCCCUGUCUAGCUUCUAUAUGUUCUUCACUAUGAUCAUACUACUGCAGAUCCUGAUUCCCAUCUCCUUGUACGUAUCCAUUGAAAUUGUGAAGGUGGGUCAGGUGUUCUUCAUCACUAACGACAUAGACCUGUAUGAUGAAGAGACAGACAGCAGAGUCCAGUGUAGAACCCUCAACAUCACUGAGGACCUAGGACAGAUUCUGUACGUCUUCUCGGACAAGACUGGUACCCUCACAGAGAACAAGAUGGUGUUCAGAAGAUGCACCAUCAUGGGAACCGAGUAUGCACACAACGAGAAUGACGUCCGUCUGGCUGUCCUUGGGGAGGCUGAUGACACAGAGGAAGAGGUCCUCUUCCACCAGAGACCACUCCCCUUGAGGACAGGAUGGACCCUGGAAGACAAUCAUGACCAUGACCCAGAAGUAAUACAAUGUUGCCAUGGCGCCCAGCGACAGGAAAAGGAAAGAAGUGCCCAGGGGGAAGUAGCAUUCAGCAGUCCACUGGAAACAGAGGUGGUGCCAGACAGAAAGCUACUUCAGCGUGUUCUGAGAGGUGGUGGUGACGGGCCUGGUGGCUGCCAGGAAACAGAUCUCUACCUUGACUUCUUCCUGGCUCUUGCUGUCUGCAACACGGUGGUGGUUUCCACGGCAACGCGGGCUCAGGCUCAAAGACGGAGAGCUAGUGGGUGUCCGAGUCCCUCUCUCUCCCAGAGCUCUGUGGACCUCCUCCAGUCCUUGGUAAGGAAGAUGUCUUCUCUACUUCACACUAUCCGCUCCUGGCAGCCCAUGACUGAGAAGGAGGAUCUGGACAACACCAACAGCAGCCUCUCUGGCCCAGUCAACAGCCAUGUGGCUAACCACCACCACACCAUCGCAGAGGGGCAGGCCAGCCAGACCAACACCAAGGCCAACAUCCCCAGACCUGGGCUGGUAGUGGACACUGCUGAUCAGCUAUGCUACGAGGCAGAGAGUCCAGAUGAGGCAGCGCUGGUGUACGCUGCCAAGGCGUACGGCUUCACCCUAUUGGCCCGUACCCCAGACAGCGUCACAGUGAGGUUACCUCACGGGCAAGAGCUGACCUAUCAGGUGCUGGACACCCUGACCUUUGACCCCAUCAGGAAGAGGAUGUCGGUGGUGUUGUGUCAUCCAAUCACCAGGGAGAUAGUGAUGUAUACCAAAGGGGCGGACUACACAAUGAUGGAGCUUUUAGAGACUCCAUAUGCAGAGAACAGAAUGGAGGGGAGCCAUAAGAAUAUACCUGCAAGCACUCAAAAACACCUUGACUGGUACGCCAAGGAAGGACUACGUACCCUCUGUUUGGCAAAGAAGGUACUUAGUAAGAAGGCCAAUGAGGACUGGUCCCUGGUGAGACAGGAUGCUGUGGCUACCAUCAACAACAGAGAGGAACUCCUUAUGGAGACAGCAACACACCUGGAGACACACCUCACUCUGCUAGGGGCCACGGGUAUAGAGGACCGUCUGCAGGACAGUGUUCCUGACACCAUCACGGCCCUGAGAGAGGCAGGGAUCCAGGUGUGGGUUCUGACAGGGGACAAGCCUGAGACAGCCGUCAACAUCGCCUACACCUGCAGGCUGCUGGACCAGGGAGAUCUAGUUAUCAACAUGAGAACCAACAACAAGGCAGUGUGUGCGUCCACACUGGACUGUACUCUUGAAGAGGUGAGGCAGUAUGUAGGUCCAGGAGCUCCAGGGGACCCCAGUCCCUCCAUUGGCCUGGUGAUUGAUGGGCAUACCUUGGGCAUGGCUCUGGAGUCAGACCUGGUGGAGCGGUUUGUGGAGCUAGCUCGGAGCUGCCGCUCUGUGCUGUGCUGCAGGGUCACACCUUUACAGAAGAGCACCGUGGUUAAGGUGGUUAGGGAGAGACUGAAGGUCAUGACCCUGGCUAUAGGAGACGGUGCGAGUGACGUGAACAUGAUCCAAGCAGCUGAUGUCGGCAUCGGUAUAUCAGGACAGGAGGGCAUGCAGGCUGUCAUGGCCAGUGACUUCUCCAUCUCCUGUUUUAAACACAUGAAGAAGCUGCUCCUGGCCCAUGGACACUGGUGUUACAGAAGACUGGCUAACAUGGCCAUCUACUUUUUCUACAAGAAUGUGACCUAUGUGAACCUCCUCUUCUGGUACCAGUUCUACUGUGGUUUCUCGGGGACGUCCAUGAUUGACAUCUGGCUGAUAAUCUUCUUCAACCUCUUCUUCACCUCCGCCCCGCCCAUCAUGUUUGGCGUGAUGGACAGAAACUUUGCCACGGAGACGCUGCUGGGCCUCCCAGAGCUGUACAGGAGUGGCCAAGGGUCAGAGGGAUAUAAUCACUUCACAUUUUGGAUCGCCAUGCUGGACGCCUUCUAUCAAAGUCUGGUUUGCUUCUUCAUUCCAUUUUGGACCUACCAUGGAUCAGACAUAGACAUCUACACGUUUGGAACUCCUAUUAACACUGUGUCUUUAUUCACAAUCCUACUGCAUCUGGCCAUAGAGAUCAAAACCUGGACUGUAGUCCACUGGGUGAUCAUGCUGGGUAGUGUAUCUCUGUACUUCAUGGUGACCCUGGUCUACAGUGCUGUGUGUAUCAGCUGUAAUCCACCAUCAGACCCCUACUGGAUCUUGCAGCAGCAAAUGACUGACCCCAUGUUUUACCUGGUCUGUGUCAUCACUACUGUGGUCGCCCUGCUGCCCAGGUACACAUACCGUGUGCUGAUUAACACAGUAGCCCCCUCCCCCAUCGUACGGGCUAGGCAUCUGGAGCGACUGGACCCCACCACCAAGGAACAGUGGAUCAGGGAGUGGAGGGGGCUCAGGGGAGAGAGCACAUGGGAGGUGGCCCAGGAACAGACCCAGAAACAGGAGCCUUCUCUGGGCAAUCAACGUCACCACUGCCCUCACCAUCAUCCACCUUGGAACCCUUUUCCUCAGAGCACAAUCCGGUUUGAACUCCAACAACAACAAAUUGGGACAUCACAGAAAGUGACAUCAUGAUGAACGGCAUCACCAAGAGAUCUCUGAACCCCUUUCUGUCUUGAGAACCUGGGGGAUCCUGGGAGAACCUGGGGGAUUCUGGGGGAACCUGGGGGAUCCUGGGAGAACCUGGGGGAUCCAAGGGGAACCUUUAGUACAUCACACACAGGAGCAAUGAAGAAUGAAUUCUAUUUAUUAUGUCAUUUUGACAAAGAUGGGACUGAUUAUCUAGAUAUUGUUGAACUGGCUCAUAUCUGGAUAUGUGCUCCAGUGUGCAAUAAUGAUGAUUCAUGAAGUAAUGUCCAAAAAGCUAUAUUUGUAUAAUGAUGCAAAGCAUCACCGCUUCUGUCUGUCUUCUGGUGUCAAAUGCUGUGGAAAGUUUCCAUUGUAAUUGAAUACUAAAGUAUACCACAGACAGAGAGGCACCUCUCUUCACUCUCCACUUCCCCUCAGAACAAGGGAGGCUCCACUCUCCUCUCUCCACUUCCCCUCAAAACAAGGGAGGCUCCACUCUCCUCUCUCCACUUCCCCUCAGAACAAGGGAGGCUCCACUCUCCUCUCUCCACUUCCCCUCAGAACAAGGGAGGCUCCACUCUCCUCUCUCCACUUCCCCUCAGAACAAGGGAGGCUCCACUCUCCUCUCUCCACUUCCCCUCAAAACAAGCCUCGUCAGGAAACACAUUAGCCUGUUACUCUACUGAUGGUUUUCAGAGCACACUGAUAACCCAAUCAGUCUCGCCUCUCUUCCCACCCUGCACCGCCCACCCCAUCCUUACGCCCCUCUCCAAAAAAACAACCUCCACUUUUCCAGAACAAAGCACUUAGUAUGUUUUAUUUAAAAUUCCCCUGCCUCACCUAGGCUGCUUCUGCGUCAUUAAUGGCUCCCUAUUCCCUAUAUAGUGCACUACUUUUGGCACAGUAUGGUACCUGGUCAAAAGUAGUGGACUAUAUAGGGAAUAGGGAGCCAUUUGGGACACAGACCGACCUAGACACCUGAGAGUAAUUUGCUCAAUGGAUGGACGCUCCAAAUCCCAUCCCCUCUCGCUCUGUGGCCACAGACACACCGUACCUUAACUCACAUGUCCCUGUCCAACUCCCAAGCUACCCAUCAUGACGUUGUUGGAACACUGCAGAUGGUGCAUCAUGUAGUGGCGUUUUCAGUUCACAGACAUCGGUCCAAAUGGCACCCUACUACUUUUGACCAUGGCCCUAUCUGGUCAGAAGUAGUGGACUGUGUAUGCAUUAGGGUAACAUUUGGAACACCGUUCAUGUGUCUAGAAUUUAGAACAUUUGGAACACAGUUCAUGUGUCUAGAAUUUAGAACAUUUGGAAUAGUAAUGUAUAAUGGUGUCAGGAUGAGAACACCAAAUCGUAAUAAGGCUGUCUUGUCUGAAAUUCAAUGUCAAUUAAUCUAUAAAGAUUAUUUUAUAAUAUUAAAAAAAAAAAACACAUAUAUAUAUACACAUAUUACAUUUUUACAUUUGAGAUUUGUACAUGGGAUGUGAUCACCUGUAUAUGUAUAAAUCAAAGAAAGAGAAACGUCAUGGGAAGAAACAUAUAAAUGAUCAAGUUCA